Oncorhynchus keta (chum salmon) is the source of this 4970-nucleotide messenger RNA. Its product is annotated as NACHT, LRR and PYD domains-containing protein 1 homolog. Gene Ontology annotation, biological process: regulation of apoptotic process. The record is from RefSeq and is a predicted model, not a curated record. Lineage: Eukaryota; Metazoa; Chordata; Actinopteri; Salmoniformes; Salmonidae. Gene Ontology annotation, cellular component: cytoplasm.
UGAGUUGGUGGAUGAACACAGGUCCCAGCUCAUUCAGAGGGUCACCAUGGUGAUGCCUAUAGCUGAUGAGCUGCUCGCUGAAGGCAUGAUUCAUAAAGAGAUGUACUCCAACAUCAGUGCUGCCAGGACUAAUCAGGACAAAAUGAGGGAGCUCUUUAAAGCCCUCCACUCUGGAGGAAACAAAGUGAAAUCUGCCUUUCUCUCCACACUGAGGGAGAAUGAACCUAAUCUGGUCCAGGAUUUGGAAUUCCACAUCAAACAAGGAGAUCAACAAGCGGACAAAAGCACAGCAACCCUAAAGUACAAGGAAUUCAUCAGAGGUGAAUAUGCCACAGUGCAGGAGUACAACUCUCUCCCUGGAGAACAUGUGAAGCUAGAUGAUCGCUACACUGAGCCCCUGAUCAUCCAGAAACACCGUCAGCAGAGAGAGAGAGAGGAGGAGAUCCGCUCCAGAGGACAGAACUUUCAUCAAGUCAUGGACCAGAGGGACAGCGAGGCCUACAAGAGUACCAAAGUGGAGCGGCUGUUUGAUCCAGACGAGCACGGAGACAUUCAGAGAACAGUGAUACUGCAGGGCCACUCUGGAACUGGCAAGUCAUUUACCAGUCAGAAGAUCAUGUCUGACUGGGCCUUUGGAAGACUUUACGAAGACCGAUUUGACUUUGUUUUUCACCUGAGGUGCAAAGAACUGAACCAGGCCACUGAGAAAAGUCUGAUGGAUCUGCUUAACUACGAUCAGAGUUCAUCAUCAAUGAUCAAGCAGGUCCUUCACCAGUCUCCUGAGAGGGUUCUAUUCCUGGUAGACGGCUUUGAUGAGCUCAAAUUCUCACUUGAUGUACCUAAAGACUCCCUUCCCAGGGACCCGUGGACACAAUGCUCCCCGAUGACACUGAGUGGCCUGAUAUGGAAACAUAUCUUACCCGAGUCCUUUCUGCUUGUCACCACCAGAUCCACAGCGUUGGACAAACUAAAAGAAGUGGUCAAACAUCCAGUGAGAUACGCUGAGAUAUUGGGCUUUUCGGAAGAAGGCGUGAAGGUCUACUUUGAGAAGUUCUUCAAACAGAAGAAACACUCACAUCAAGCCUAUGACUUUGUGAAAAAUGAAACCCUUUUCACCGCAUGUUUCAUUCCAGUCAUCUGCUGGAUCAUUUGCACAGUUUAUAGGGAGCAGUUUGAUGAAGGCACAGAGAUGAUACAAUCACUGGAGACCACCACCUCCAUCUUUGUUGAAUUUGUUGACACUCUGUUGAAGCACCACUGUCAGGAUUUAGGUCAGUCAGCUCUUACUAUCCUCCAAGGACUAGGCAAGCUGGCAGAACAGGGAAUGGAAGAGCAGCAGGUGUCAUUUGACCAUGAUAGUGUGUCACAGACAGUGUCAGAUCCUUCCAAAGUCCCCUUCUUGUGUAAGUUUCUCCAAAAGAAAAGAGUAAGUCAGACCACUAUGUACAGCUUCAUGCACCUCAGCUUCCAGGAGUUUUUCACAGCCCUCUCAUACAUGUCACUGGGUGAUGAGGAAGCUCAGGAGAAAGUGAGAGAGCUACUUUCCAAGGUUCGACGUGGAAAAGAAAACAGUCACCUGCUACCCAUAGUUCAAUUUCUCUUCGGCAUCGCAAACAAGGAAGUUGCAAAACGACUGGAGGAAAAACACAUCUCUUGUUCUCAAGGAAUUUGGACCCAGCUCAAACAUUUUAUUCUGGAAGUCAUUGAAAAAGGAAAGGAGGAUCGAAUCGUUAGACGUACAAUGCAGCUUUUCACAUUUCAUUGUCUAUAUGAGCUCCAUGCAGAUGAUUUUGUUAAAGAAGCCAUGGAAACAUACACAGAUAUUCAUCUGACCGGGACUCCCAUGACAAACACAGACUGUUGGGUGUUGAGGUAUUGUCUUCAGCACUGCAAGUCCAUUGAAAGUCUUGGUCUGAGUGGGUGCAACUUAACUGCAGAGAACAUGAAAAUGCUUUCACCAGGGUUGAGAAAAUGUAAAGAUCUUGUGUUGCAGGUGGACGACCUAGCCGAUGAUGAUUUAGAUGGUCUGUUGACAGCGCUGGGAGAAGGAAAGAGUUUGGAGCUGGAUCUGCAUAAGACCAACUUCUCUGAUGAGAAAGUACAGGACUUGCUUGUUUGUCUCACUAAACACAAAACCAGAAAAGUUCAAAUUGGAGUGAAGUCCAUCACCAGCAAUACAGCUGACAAAUUCAUGUCCCUCAUCAAUAAGGCACAUGGAGUCUUGGAAAGCAUAGAGCUUCAUAGUUGUGGGAAUGUUGCAUUGAGUGUCCAGCUACAGAAAGAUGGAGUGAGAACUCCCCAAACUCAUCUUAGGUUGAAAGUGUCAGAACUACGAAUGAUCUGUGUCUUCAUCCGAGCAUCUGGCUACAGUUUGAGUGAUGUAGAGUUGACUGUGUGCCGUGUGGCAGACCUAUCAGACACUGACGUGGAUGACCUGCUUGCAAUCAUCCACCCUGUAGAUAAAUUAAGGUUUACUAUUGAACACAACGAUUUAAAUGAUUGCGAUAGUUGGAGUGAUGUUCUACAGUUCCAGUCAGCAGUCGGAAGCAUUGAAUUAACCCUAUCUGGCAAUCCUGUAUUUGACUUGAGAAGCUUCUUUCAGCUAUUUCCCACUCAACAUCCAGAGUGGGAUGAGCAUGUUGAUGAACUGAUCUCGCUGCUUCACCAUGACACCUCUCUGGAGGAAAUAACUCUGAUGGUGAGCAGCAUGACAGAGAGGUGUGCUACCAGUGUAGUCCGUCUCAGCCAGGCCUGUCCAAACCUAAGGACGAUAUCCGUUAAUGUAAUCGGUUUCUUAUUGGAGGAAGGAAUACAAUGCUUACGUGAAUCAAAGACGCGCCCAGACUGCACGUUAGUCGUCACAGGCACAUUGGAGAAGGACCGAGGGGGAAAACCUCAGAUCUAUUUGUAUGUGCUUCGAGAAUGAGAUGAGAGAUGAGAUGAGGACGUGACGAGGACGACACGAGGAUGUGACGAGGACGACACGAGGAUGUGACGAGGACGACACGAGGAUGUGACGAGGACGACACGAGGAUGUGACGAGGACGACACGAGGAUGUGACGAGGACGACACGAGGAUGUGACAAGGACGACACGAGGAUGUGACGAGGACGACACGAGGAUGUGACGAGGACGACACGAGGAUGUGACGAGGACGACACGAGGAUGUGACGAGGACUGAUGGUUUGGUUAGCUAAACUAGCAAGUCUGUUUGGUUACCACGGCAACUACUUUAGCAAUCUAGUGAACUUGCAAGCUACUGUACUUCAGUGGAUGAUGAACACAUUUUUACCAGCAAAUGAACAAAUGUCUAGCGGAAAAUGUGUUCAAUUAUAGCUGUGGGAUAAUCGAUAAAAGGGAUAAUCGAAUUGGGGCUCUAGAAAGUAAUGCAACUCUGUGGAAGCAGUGUUGCCAACUUACCGACUUUGUCGCUGUAUUUAGCGAGUUUUCAGACCCCUCUAAGCAACACAUUUUCAAAAAAGGGUCCUGCGACAAAUCUAGCAACUUUUUCUGGUGUUAUUGGAGACUUUUGGAGACUCUGACGUGAAAGCACUUAUCAUUCUUACUCUUCUAAACGAGCAGCGGGUGCUGCCGUGGGCCCCAACCCUGUCCCAAAGCACUCACAGGCGGCCCAGUCCUCGCGCAGCAGUCCCUCCCAGCUGCAGUCAGAGCAGGAGAUGUUCACCCCUCCGCAUCCAGACUGCAAAUGAAUCGGGCAUGCGGGUACACAAAAGAAAACAAUUAACCUGAAUUAGGGACAGACUAGUCACCAUCAUUUUCUCACAUUGCCAUUGACCGUUUUUUAUAUUGUCUCUUUUUGGUCCAUUUAGAUUGUUAAUGUAGAUUUGAAUACAAUUUUUUUAUUUUUUAUGUUAUGGUUAAAAAUGUUCAUGUUUUACUGUGACUUGUUGUAGGCUACUACGUGGACCAUGAGGUUAAAAACCAAACCAAAUUAAGAAAACGAAACAAAAAAACUAAAAUGAAAACGAAGUAACUCCGCCAGAGUGUCUCUUUUGGGUCAGUUUUGCCGGUCCCAAGCCAGGAUAAAGGAGGAGGGUUGGAAUUGGGACAUAAAAAAACAAGAAUCGACAGAAGAAAGUUCAUUUGUAGUUCUAAUCAUAUUUAGGGUGUUUUUUUACUCACUUUUUGUCUCUCCCACGACAUUAUUCCUCUCUCCUACAGCGUCCAUCACAAUUUCAUGCACACAACCGAUUAUGCAAAUUAGGCAAUGACGUCAUUUAGCAACUUCUAGCAACUUUUAGGACAGCCAAUAGCUACUUUCCUUACUGAGAAGUUGGCAACACUGCGUGGAAGGUCAGUCCACUUCGCUAGCGCGUUGUCUAACACACCUUCCACGUCGUUCCCUUAUUUUCCAUAGAACGCAUAAUAGCCCCUCGUUGAUUAUCUCUUACUAUCAGUUAUUUGAGGCUUGAAUAAACCAAUGAAUCAACUGAAGUUAAUAAUAGGGUGUGCCACUUCUUCAGGUGUUAAUCAUCCCUUACCUCUGCAGGAGGAGAUGCAGGAAGCUUGCUGACCAGUGCUCUGAGGAGAAGGACAAGAGGCUCAGUUGUAAUGACAACGUUUUACUCGCUCUACAUGGAGAAUCAUUCAUAGAGAUUGUGUUAAGGCAUGGGAAGGAAAGCGGUAUUGAUGACACGUGGAAUGGGAACGAAAUCAAUAUUGAUGACAUGUGGAAUGGGAACGAAAGCAAUAUUGAUGACACGUGGAAUGGGAAAGAAAGCAAUAGGCCUGGAGAUUAUAUAAAGUGUAAAGGGUGUUGUGUUGUUGGAUAGUGACUAUGAUGAAGACAACAGAGAUGGUGUAAGAAAUAUAACAAGAGGACAAAGACAACAGAGAUGGUGUAAGAAAUAUAACAAGAGGACAAAGACAACAGAGAUGGUGUAAGAAAUAUAACAAGAGGACAAAGACAACAGAGAUGGUUAUAGAAAUAUAACAAGAGGACAAAGACA